AUGUCAGGCAAAUGUGCUAAAAACAUGUACGUUUAUAAGUCGCUAAGCAAGACAGAAAAUUUCGGUAAUCUGUUGCCACUGGCUUACGUGAUGUUCACCUCUGGUACUACUGGCCCGCUGAAAAUCGUCAAGGUGCCACACAGCUGCAUUUUGCCAAAUAUUUGUGACUUCCGGGAACUUUUCCAAAUGUCAUCAAAAGACAGAGUUUUUCUGAGUUCACCGCUGAGCUUCGAUCCAUCGAUAAUUGAGAUUUUUCUCGCGCUCAGUACCGGCGCUUGUCUUACCACUCCCUCAUUGCUGACGAGUUUCAGCGAUGACGUCAUUACAAAUCAGAUUCUUGGGAGCGAAAGCCGAUUACGGGUUCUUGCACUCGGAGGAGAACGUUUUCCGGUCCAUAUUUUCCGUAAACUCACCGGUAUAUCGAUCAAACCGGCCGUUUACAACCUGUACGGCAUCACUGAAGUUUCUUGUUGGGCAACGUGCUAUAAAUUCGAUCCGGGAAAGGAAUUAAGGUCUGUUUGA
Messenger RNA from Soboliphyme baturini, 522 nucleotides. The record is from the annotation of a GenBank genome assembly. NCBI's taxonomy places the organism in Eukaryota, Metazoa, Nematoda, Enoplea, Dioctophymatida, Soboliphymatidae.